CGGCAUCUCGUGCUCGAGCUCGCACAGCGUUUCGUUCUAGCGUAAUAAAACUGGUCUUGACAGCCCACACUCGUUCAACAUGCCAGAAUUGACUGAAAUCACGGAAAGUGCUGCCGCUGCCACCAGUGCAACCGGCACGUCAGAAGCCAAGUUGGAGGAUGCCCUCAGCGACACAGAGACCGAGGACUCUAUCCCGGAGCUGGAGGAUGCAGGUGCUGGUGCAUCAACACAACUGUCCGCUGGCGGUGAAAUCCCGGAUAUCUCGAAGGCAAAGCAAUCGCGCGGUGAGAAGAAGGCGCGCAAAAUUAUGUCCAAGCUGGGCCUGAAACCGGUGCAGGGCGUGAACCGGGUGACGAUCCGCAAAUCAAAGAACAUCCUGUUCGUGAUAAACAACCCGGACGUGUACAAGAACCCGCACAGCGACACCUACAUCAUCUUCGGCGAGGCCAAGAUCGAGGAUCUCACCCAACAGGCGCAGGUGGCGGCGGCCGAGAAGUUCAAGGCACCGGAAGCGACACCGGCCGCCGGUGAAGCGUCCAGCUCGACGAACGUUGUCACCCCGAUCGCCGAAGAGGACGAGGAGGAGGUGGACGAAACCGGCAUCGACGACAAGGACAUCGAUCUGGUGAUGACGCAGGCCAACGUGAAACGUGCCAGGGCCAUCCGGGCGCUCAAGAACAAUGAUAAUGACAUCGUGAACGCGAUCAUGGAGCUAACCAUGUAAGGAGGAGAGGGGGUGUGUGCGGAUCCGGAUCGCUCGAAACCCGCGCCUUUCCCGCCUCCCUUCUGCCGCCACAGCAUCAAACAAAAAACAAUCUGCUUGUCUGACCCUUUGCUGCUAGUGUGUCACAGGACGUGCGUGUCCUUGCAAGGGAUGUGCGCGCGUGUAGUCGUUCCUUGCUCGCCCUUUUUCAGUCGUCCUUUUUUUUUCUCUCCGCAUGAACGACGAAUGAAUUGUGCAAAUAGAAUAAGCCCCCUUUCGCUGGUGUGCGCGCACGCUUGUUUGGGCGUUUUUUGGAGUUGCGCCCUCAGGCGUGUGCAUGUGUGUGUGUGCUGGGCGAGUCCGCGGUCUUAUAGAGGGCGGGUGCGUUCACGUUUCGCUGCACCUUUAACAAGUUUAACAUUACAAAGAAAAACCACAUUUAAACCGAAAAGAGCUAAGUUUAUAUCUUAAACGGUAAUAAAACCAACCAACCAUCAAAAGACCGGCGAGCAUUUGUUUCUUUCUUACGUUUAGUUUAGGUUGCUGAGGUCUGGAUGAGCAUUAUUUUCGCUUUUUUCGGCCAUCCCAGGAUAUGGGAGCUCGAAUAUUAGAUUUUAUGCAACCGAAACAGCGACAGCAUUAAGUAAUUUAUUUCUUUUCAUUGAAAUUUGAUUGGAACAGCAAACACAACGUGCCGUUAGCGAUUGGGGAAUAGUUGUGCUGCGUAAUUCAGCCGAUUGAAUGGGUUCUAGACAAUAACAAUA
Anopheles nili is the source of this 1467-nucleotide messenger RNA. It is a transcript of the gene Nacalpha, whose product is annotated as nascent polypeptide-associated complex subunit alpha. Bases 80 to 724 code for a protein of 214 amino acids. Lineage: Eukaryota; Metazoa; Arthropoda; Insecta; Diptera; Culicidae. Gene Ontology annotation, cellular component: cytoplasm; nascent polypeptide-associated complex. The record is from RefSeq and is a predicted model, not a curated record. The transcript has 3 exons. Gene Ontology annotation, biological process: protein targeting to membrane.